Messenger RNA from Elaeis guineensis (African oil palm), 1599 nucleotides. NCBI's taxonomy places the organism in Eukaryota, Viridiplantae, Streptophyta, Magnoliopsida, Arecales, Arecaceae. The record is from RefSeq and is a predicted model, not a curated record.
GAUAGAUGCAAAGGAGGGAGAGAGAGCGUUAGCGUUGUAUAAAUUCCCAACUCCUCCGCUCUUCAUCCCAAACAGUCUCUAUCAUUAUUUUCAUCGCAAAAUUUUUUAAAAAGACCAAUCAAUUCGAUCCAAAGAAGGCCGAUAACUCUCACCAUAUCCUUUUUAUACAGUUUCAAUAAGAUCUGAUGAUAUUAGCGUUUGGAAACGAGACCAGCUGUUUAAGCGGAGAUCGGAACGAUGGCGGAGUCUGCCAAUGGAGAUCAUCAGCACACCAUCACGAGGCCGCCUCCGACCCCUUCUCCUCUGCGAUUUUCCAAAUUCUUUCAGGCUAAUCUGCGGAUCUUGGUUACCGGGGGUGCCGGAUUUAUUGGGUCUCAUCUUGUUGACAAGUUGAUGGAAAACGAGAAACACGAGGUUAUUGUUGUGGAUAACUAUUUUACUGGUUCAAAAGAUAACCUCAAAAGGUGGAUUGGGCACCCAAGAUUUGAGCUUAUCCGACAUGAUGUUACGGAACCAUUGCUGGUAGAGGUUGAUCGGAUCUAUCAUCUUGCUUGCCCCGCUUCUCCAAUUUUCUACAAAUACAACCCUGUAAAGACCAUAAAGACAAACGUCAUUGGCACGUUGAACAUGUUGGGGCUUGCAAAGAGAGUUGGAGCAAGGAUCUUACUCACAUCAACCUCAGAGGUUUAUGGUGAUCCUCUCGAGCAUCCCCAAAAGGAAGAGUACUGGGGAAAUGUUAACCCAAUUGGAGUAAGGAGCUGCUAUGAUGAGGGGAAGCGUGUGGCAGAGACUUUGAUGUUUGAUUAUCACAGGCAGCAUGGCAUAGAAAUUCGAAUUGCUAGAAUUUUUAAUACAUACGGACCAAGGAUGAACAUUGAUGAUGGUCGCGUAGUGAGUAACUUCAUAGCUCAAGCACUCCGAGGUGAACACUUAACAGUUCAAGCACCAGGAACACAAACUCGAAGUUUCUGUUAUGUUUCCGACAUGGUACAUGUUCUGUUUCUUUCUAUAAGUUUCAGAGCUGUUUGGUCAUGUAUGAUGUGGUUAUUUGAUUAUUUAACUGGUUUAAUCCUGAAGGUUGAUGGCCUUAUUCACCUGAUGGAAGGAGAUCACACUGGUCCAAUCAACAUCGGAAACCCAGGUGAAUUUACAAUGAUGGAGCUUGCAGAAACUGUGAAGGAGUUGAUUGAUCCAACAGUGGAAGUGAUGAUUGUGGAGAAUACACCUGAUGAUCCACGUCAAAGGAAGCCUGAUAUCACAAAGGCCAAGGAACUGCUUGGCUGGGAGCCCAAGGUAACAUUACGUGAGGGUCUGCCACUCAUGGAAGAGGAUUUCCGUCAGCGUCUUGGUGUACCCAAAAGCCAAAACAAUUGAAGCCCCAUGGUUUUCUAGCUUUAGAUUGACUGCAUUUAGUCUGUAUUUUUGCAAGAAUAUGCAUGUUGGAUCUCUUCAUAAUAACUAUUGCGUCUAUCUAAUGAACAGAUACGUGCAUUUUCAGCACUGGGUCAGGGGAAUACAUUCUUAAUCUCGCAACAAGCUUGUAUUGAGAUGAGUCAUGCAUCAGUUAUAAUGAAGAAGCAAAGCAUGAAAUUUUUAAAA